Molecule: messenger RNA, 3972 nt
Organism: Hymenoscyphus albidus
Lineage: Eukaryota; Fungi; Ascomycota; Leotiomycetes; Helotiales; Helotiaceae
Source: the annotation of a GenBank genome assembly
GUGGUGUGUACAGUAAGCACGUCGGGAAUGAGAUGCAAAUGUAUAUUGGUUUGCAUCUGGUGACGGGAUUUCGGGGAUUUCAAGGGAUUCUUUGAUUGCGGGAAUACUGUACAGUACAGUGCCGUACAUGAUGCCUACUUUUUUGGCUUUCCACAUGAGAGGUUUAGUAACCAGUGAUGAUAAUCAAGGCGGAGUUACGAAAGCCACGCUUCAUGUGGAGAAGAUGCUCUGCCAGCAGUUGAGCAGCGGAUCUCAGAAUCAGGAGAUUCCCCAUUCCUUCUAGCUUUUUCUAGCCUUUUCUAGCCUCCAACUGAACCAGCAAAGUUCCGCCAAGUUGAGGUUGUGGCAUGGAUCCAAACUUUUUGUGGCAUAGUGUUUUGUACUUCUAUCCUUCCGCAGGUUUGGGUUUGGUUGACUUCGCACAUGUUUGGUGGGCUGUUGAUGCACUGACGCUUUCCGCACGUACCUGACUGGACGUUCACGUUCACCAUCACGAAUCAAGUGACUUCAGCAUUGGGUGGGGUUGAAGAAGGAAGGAAAAGAGGCGUCGUUUUUGACUUGGGUGGUGUGUGGUGGUGGGAGAUAUUGCUUUUGCCUUUUUUUUCUUCCCUUUUCUCUUUUCCUAAACACUUUGGAUCUUUCUCCUUCUUUCAUGCAUAGGACACAUUCUACCACCACCUUCUUUGUAUUCUUUCUUUCGCACCCCUCAUUCUCUACGGGCUGAGAGGAUUGUAUCCUUACGUUCUUUGAUGCUCAGAGUUUGUUUGUCGAUCCUAUUGUGCUACGAUCCUUUCCUUCUGCUGGGUUGUUGGUGAGGGUAUUCUGAUUCAGGUUGUGAUAUCUUGACCUUCUUUCCUUGUACACAAUUUCUUGCUGGCUCUGAGAGUCGUAUACGAUUCUUGUUUCCUUUUUUUUCUGGGGUCGCUGGCAGCCUUCUUUCUCAAUCAUCCAGGGGCUGGUUGUGCCAAAUCUAGGAUCAUUAUUGUUUACAAAGUCGUCAAUUUCGCAAACAACGACAAGCAAAAGACAUCAAGAGAGAAUAGCAAGCAGAUAUUGCAAGCGCUGAGUCAUUCCUUGGAGCGCUCUGUGUAAAACAUCUGUCGCUUAGCAGUCUGAGGAAAACUCACCUCGCCAAUUCCAUAGAAGAUUCCGGAUAUUUUCUACCCCUCAACACUUGUCGACGUCAUCAACACUCACGUAUAUCUCACCAUCAAGGCGGUAGAUAACUCUCCCUUGAAGCAGAGAACAUCUUGGUUCAGCUGCUGAAUUCAAUUUCCACUGAGCGGAGGGGCGCAAUUUUCGCAACUGUCAAAUACCAUUUGCGCGCUAUCAUUCUUCUCUCAUUGAAACUCUCUUCUAUUUCCUCCAGUAUGAAGCGCGCUUGACGAUCUUGGUAAGUUUAGAUAUCUUCACCUUCAAUCGAUGCGUCCAUCGUGCAAAAUAUAUUCCUCUAACUGAUAAACUUUCCAGAUAUCCCGAUGGCUCCUCUAAAACGGCCACAGCCCUCGCGGUCAGAAUCUGCAACCUCAGUCCAGACAAUUCAGAUUCGCCAGGAUGUCACCGUCACCACAUCUACCAUCGCUGAGGGAGAGCUCAAUGAGCCCCAUGAGUCCGUCUCCAUUGAAACCACUGGAGGAAGUAGAGGUAACACCAACAAAGCUACUGAUGCCUCGCAACCUGGACUUCUCAGUCGAUGGAGCGCUGCGAGACGAGGAAGUACACCGAGACCGCAGUCAAUCAAUCAGGAGAAUUUGGAUAGACGAGGAAGUGCGUCAGUAGCACAAUCAAUUCAUCAAGGGAAUACUGGAAGAAGAGGAAGCACAUCUACAAUCCAAUCAAUAUACCACGAGGAACUCCGAAAACCAGGAAGCAUAUCUAGAGCGCCUUCAACGCAUUUUGAAACCCCUUCAGAGCAAACAUUCAAAGAUAUCAAGGCGUUCAAUGACCAAAGGGAUGGGAUGAGAGCUUUAGCCGACUUCUUAAAGGAUGUACCUCCCCCGUCGACAAAUAACAUGCUAGAGGAUACGGAUGAAGAGCCGAAGAAAUCACGAUCCGUGAAGUCGGCGCUGCUCAGCAUCUUUGGCAGGAAGAAGAAGAAGAAGAAGAAGAAGAAGAAGAAAAAGCAAGAUAGACUUAUAAUGUUGCCAGACUCGGCUAUCGCGGUAAGAGCACACAUGAAAUUCCGGUUCUUUUCCUUCGAUUCCACUUUCCCUUUCUUCCUAUCAACAAUUGCUUCCUUUUGAGGCUGUUGCAGGCGAGUUCUUGUAAAAGACUAAUAGUAUAUAGGCCACAACAACUUCUGGAGCACGCUAUAUUUCGAUUAGCAUCCCACAAACCGCAACAGAUGGGCAUAGAUCUCGACCAAAUACAGCCUCCAGAAACGCAAAGAUGAAUCUCACGGUUCUGAAUUCAGUAGCCGAAGUCAGCGAAGGUUCUCAAAGAAAUACGAUCAUCUCAACUUAUAACCCUAGCACUGGAGAUAGGACAGAAGAGAAGUCGAGUCCCUUUUCUGAGAAAGGAACAAACUCCGAUGAAGAGAGGGAGUUUUACCGAGAGCAACGCAUAUCUAUGAGUCAUGAGAACGAUACACCUUCAAGAAGACCUCUUUCAACCGGCUCGAAAAUCAAGAGAUUGGAGCGCCCCCGCAGUGCGAGAUAUUCAAUAUUUCCAGCUGUAGCCAACUCAGGUGACGGUAGUGUGCCAAACAGUGAACCUCCAUCCGGCGAAGCGCAACGUCAAAGCGGCAAGUCUAAAGUUGCCCAAGCUGGAUCUAGUGCACCGCCCAUAAAAGUUCCCACCCGCUAUUCCAGUUUGUACAAAGUUCCCAUUCCCCAGUCUGAUUCUCCUGAGGAACCGGAAAACAAAUCGCUGAAUGACGGACAAGACACGGAAGAUAACGUUGGUCCACGAGAUUCGAUUCCUGAGUUUCAUAUUCUGGACCUGCCAGGUUCUCUAUAUGCAUCUACCGUUUGUAAUAGUCAACGACAGAGUAUGGUACCUUCAACUUUCUGUGACAGCCAGCGACAAAGUAUGGCCCUGAAUCCUGAACUUUCACAGGUACAAGAGGAGGAGUCGAAACGAACGGUUUCCAGCUCAACUUUUGGCACCCCUUUUGGCGCAAAUAAGCGAAUAUCAAUGGUGAUACAGCGGGACUCGAGUCGACCAGUCUCGCUUCUUCCAUCUGAAAUCCAGGCAAUAAGGGAGCGAGCCUUUAACAGACUCUCCUCCAUGACGGCACCACCUGCUGCUUCUCGUCAGGAAUUGGUUAGAGCCCGAAAGGCUAGAGAUAUGCUGAUAUACAACCAACAAAACUCUUUUCGCCCCAGCACCCCCAGGAUCUACGCCCUGGCAUCUUCAGCUGGCGAGGAAGACGAACUAGCAACCACCAUCUCAGCCGGCAGAACCGCCCAAGCGAGUCGAAGACGACUCUCCACCCCCCUGUGUGAGCAACUCGUAGCCGACUUCUCCGGCCCAAACCACCGUGGAAACGACACGGAUCUCGUAAGUGACGAAGCACCACCCACCACACCCAGACAAUUAACAAAAAAGAAGUACUACUCCGCCCACUCCUCCAUGCACCCCUCCCCCCUCAUCUCCCUCUCCGACUUCCCCACCGCCACCGCCUCCGCCUCCACCAGAACAACCCUCAAACCUCCCCCCGCGCCUCCCCACGACGACAACACACCCCCUCCCUCCUCCUCCGCGAAUUCCUCGGAGGAAGAACCCUUCAUGACGCCCCAGACGGCCCGCGUUUCGAUGUCACGGUCCCCGGCGUCGGCGGCGUUGAUGGAGCGCAGGCAGGAGAGGAGGGCGAUGAGACGGGUGUCGGUGGAUGAGCAGCGGGCGAGGGAGUUGGAGGGACGGCUUAGUCGGUUGGAGAGUGAUAAUUUGAUUUUGAAGAGUGCGUUGCUGGGGAUUUCGGAGAGUGUGCAGGGGAUGAGGGAGUUUAUCAUUGGGGAGGAGGGUUUGUGA